UUUAAAGUUUAUCAGCUGAUAUCGCUGGGUCGAAAUAUUACCAAUUAAUUCUGAUUACUUUGUAUUAAUCCUCAAAAUAUCAUAAAAUGUAGUAAACAAUUGUAGUUUUAUCACGCGAGUUAGUCUUAGCAUUACAAUUGUGCAUGAUAAACGUGUUCGAAAGUUGUCUUCAAGAAUUUACAAUUCUAACCUCAAAAUUGUAAACAAACAAACAUCAAAAAAGGGUCCAGAAUGAGCGUCGAAGGUGUUAUGGUUUCCUACAACUAUUCAGAUGACGGCGAACUGGCGAACAUCCUAACCGUAUCAGCAUCUGGUUUAAAAUUUUCCAACCGAUGGGUCCUCACUCACGGCUCCAUACUCUCCCCUUUAAAACAGGCGAAUGCCAUCAAAAAUGCUCGAGGAAGACCUUUAAUGAACGAGGAGUUCUACAACGAUUUACCAGAGAUAUACGUGACGUGUGAAAAGGCUGCGUCAAAAGUGCCAAAUGUUUAUGAGGAUGUAGAGAAAUUAAGUAGGGAGAGGAGUUUGGAUAAUGAUAUCGAUUUUGAACACAGCAGUUACCAAGUCAGAGUCCUUACUGGGAGAAUAUGCCACAUAUGGCAAUGUCCAGUGCUGGACCGAUGCGUGGACGACAUCUUAUACAGUUGGACCAUCGGCCACCAAGACGGCGAUAUGGAGAAACAGACUCGGCUGGGAAAGGCAUUACUGUCUGUCUUCGUGCUGGUUGAUUUGGAGGGUGAUUACAGAGGUCUCAAAACUCUCAGACCGCUGUCAGAACUACUAGAUAUGGUGAAGCCACCGCCUGACCGAGGGACUAGUAUUCAAGUACAUUCCACACCUUUUGGAUGCGAGGCUUUCUUGAACGCAGUGACCCGAGGCGCCAUAUGUGGAGUAGUUGGCAAAAGACCCUCCCUACUUCUCACAGAUGCAGCCACCGCUUUAGGCUCUGAAGGAGGACCAGUUUUCACAGAAGGGCCACACAAGGAGCUGGUAGGCACGGUGGUGUGCAGCGUAUCGUGGUGGCGCGGCGAGUGGGUGGGGCUGACACUAGUUGCGCCUCUACGCGCCGUGCUGGCGGCCAAGCUACGAGUCCCCACCAUGCAUCCCCCUAGGGCGCCCGCUUCGCCGCUCUACUCCAAGAUACUCAAGAUCGUGGACCGCACAACGAUGCUGGUGCGUUGCGGCGCGGCGUGGGGCGCGGGCGUGUGGCUGGGCCGCGGGCACGUGCUCACUUGCGCACAUGUCGUCAAAAACCACGCAUCGUACAAAGUGUCCCUGUACUGCCAAAACAAAAAGGAAACCGCCAUGGUGCGAUACAAGACUAAAGACGACAAAGCUUACGACUUAGCACUGCUUUACACCAAUCCUGAUAACUGGACACAUCUCAUUCCCGCAGAAUUCGCCGAAGAACCCGCUGAAAAAGGUGAAUCGGUUCUAGCAGCUGGUUACCCGUACUUCAACGAGAACAAUCUAGAAGACUUGAAACCCACAGUGACUAGUGGUCACAUAAACAAUGUCUCCCCAUCUAUGAUACAGACUUCGUGUUGCGUACAAUCUGGUUUCAGUGGCGGCCCCAUAUUCCGUAUAACUAAGGAGUUGAAGGUAGAAGUACUAGCGACUAUCGUGAGCAACGCAAAAGCGCAAACCGGCGCAAGCUUUCCUUACGUCAACAUGGCGGUCCCCACCAGAGCGUUCAUACGGCUUGUGCAACAUUUUAUAUUGGACAGAGACGAAACAAAACUAUCUUCAAUUGAAAACAACAAAGAAAUGGUCCAAUCGCAAUGGAGACUACUGCCAUAUAGAUCUAAGAUAUAGAAAUACGUAUCGUUUUUUUACUUUAGUAAAUAUUGUGAUAUAAUUGUAAAUAUUAUGUACCUAAUCAGGAAUAAAAUAUACUAUUUUUUAUACUUA
Maniola jurtina (meadow brown) is the source of this 1911-nucleotide messenger RNA. RefSeq names its product peroxisomal leader peptide-processing protease. The record is from RefSeq and is a predicted model, not a curated record. Gene Ontology annotation, biological process: regulation of fatty acid beta-oxidation; protein processing. The transcript is spliced from 11 exons. Gene Ontology annotation, molecular function: serine-type endopeptidase activity. Bases 232 to 1815 code for a protein of 527 amino acids. Lineage: Eukaryota; Metazoa; Arthropoda; Insecta; Lepidoptera; Nymphalidae. Gene Ontology annotation, cellular component: peroxisome.